AGACACCGCCGGUUGGUGCCUGCUGCUCCGCAGUGGGGGAGCGGCGCGAGCAGAGCCGGGCCGGCACCAGCAGCACCAGCGCUUCCCGCAGCCAUGUCCGUGGUCGGCAUCGACCUGGGCUUCCUCAACUGCUACAUCGCCGUGGCGCGCAGCGGCGGCAUCGAGACCGUCGCCAACGAGUACAGCGACCGCUGCACCCCAGCUUGUAUAUCUCUAGGAUCAAAAACCCGAGCCAUUGGCAAUGCAGCAAAGAGCCAGAUUGUCACAAAUACUAAAAAUACAAUACAUGGCUUCAAAAAAUUGCAUGGAAGAGCAUUUGAUGAUCCUUAUGUACAAACUGAAAAGAUCAGACUUCCCUAUGAGCUUCAGAGGAUGCCAAAUGGGAGUGUAGGAGUAAGGGUGCGAUACUUGGAUGAGGAGAGACCAUUUGCAACUGAACAGAUUGCAGGAAUGCUGCUGGCCAAACUUAAAGAAACUUCAGAAAAUGCUCUUAAAAAGCCAGUGGCAGACUGUGUGAUUUCAGUCCCUAGUUUCUUCACUGAUGCUGAAAGGAGGUCUGUAAUGGCAGCUGCACAGGUGGCAGGGUUAAACUGUCUGAGACUGAUGAAUGAGACUACAGCAGUUGCACUGGCAUAUGGAAUAUAUAAACAGGAUCUACCUGCCUUGGAGGAAAAACCAAGAAAUGUAGUCUUUGUAGAUAUGGGACAUUCUGCAUAUCAAGUUUCAGUCUGUGCUUUUAACAAAGGAAAACUGAAGGUCUUGGCUGCUGCCUUUGACCCUUUCUUGGGAGGCAAAAACUUUGAUGAAGUUUUAGUAGAUUACUUCUCUGAAGAAUUCAGGACAAAAUAUAGAUUGAACGUAAAAGAAAAUGCUCGUGCUGUUCUACGGUUGUAUCAAGAAUGUGAAAAACUAAGGAAACUUAUGAGUGCUAAUGCUUCUGACCUUCCACUCAAUAUUGAAUGCUUCAUGAAUGACCUGGAUGUCUCCAGCAAAAUGAAUAGAACUCAGUUUGAGCAGUUAUGUGCUCCUCUUCUAGCCAGAGUGGAGCCUUCCUUAAGAGCAGCAAUGGAUCAAGCUAAACUGCAGCGUGAAGACAUAUACGGUAUAGAAAUUGUAGGUGGAGCUACUAGAAUCCCUGCAGUGAAGGAACAAAUCUCUAAAUACUUCUGUAAAGAUAUAAGCACCACAUUAAAUGCCGAUGAAGCUGUUGCAAGAGGUUGUGCACUGCAGUGUGCAAUUCUUUCCCCAGCAUUUAAAGUGCGUGAGUUUUCCAUCACAGAUGUUGUUCCUUAUUCAAUAACUUUAAGAUGGAAGUCUUCUUAUGAGGAAGGAACAGGGGAAUGCGAAGUCUUUAGUAAGAACCAUGCUGCUCCAUUCUCAAAAGUGAUUACGUUCCACAAGAAAGAACCAUUUGAUCUGGAGGCAUAUUAUACUAACCCACAUGAAGUGCCUUACCCUGAUACCAGGAUAGGGCGUUUCACUAUUCAGAAUGUUGGUCCCCAGCACGAUGGUGACAAUUCCAAAGUGAAGGUUAAAGUACGUGUCAAUAUCCAUGGCAUCUUCAGUGUGGCUAACGCAUCUAUAAUAGAGAAGCAAAGCAUAGAAGGGGAACCCAAUGAUGUACCCAUGGACACAGAAUCAACAUGUAAGAAUCAACGCAAAGAAGACGAAUUGGAUAACAUGCAGAUUGACCAAGAAGAAGGCAAUCAAAAAAACCAGGCUGACCAGCAGAGCCAGGCAGAUGAAGAAACUGAACAAGUAGGGGCUGAAACAAAGACAGCAUCAGGAGACAAGCAAGAUAAUCCAGCACAGACAGCUAAAGCUAAAGCAAAGGUCAAGAGCAUUGAUUUACCUAUACAGGCAAGUCUGUAUAGACAACUGGGACAGGAUAUUAUUAAUAGCUACAUAGAAAAUGAGGGGAAGAUGAUGAUGCAAGAUAAGCUAGAAAAAGAAAGAAAUGAUGCCAAGAAUGCUGUUGAAGAAUAUGUGUAUGAUUUUAGGGACAAGCUGUGUGGAGUCUUCGAAAAAUUCAUCACUGAAGAAGAUUCAAACAGACUGACCUUAAUGCUGGAAGAUACAGAAAACUGGCUUUAUGAAGAUGGAGAAGACCAACCAAAACAAGUGUAUAUGGAUAAACUUCAUGAGUUAAGAAAAUUUGGUCAGCCUAUUCAAGAAAGGUACAUGGAACAUGAAGAGAGACCAAAAGCUUUAAAUGAUUUGGGAAAGAAGAUCCAACUUCUUAUGAAAGCAGUAGAGGCAUUCAGAAAUAAGGAUGAAAAAUAUGAUCACUUGGAUCCUGCAGAGAUUGAAAAAGUUGAAAAAUGCAUCAGUGAUGCUAUGAGUUGGUUGAACACCAAGAUGAAUGCUCAAAACAAACUAGGUCCAACUCAGGACCCAGUUGUAAAAGUUGCAGAAAUACUAGGAAAAUCAAAGGAAUUGGAUAGUUUCUGUAACCCUAUUGUAUACAAACCCAAACCGAAGGUGGAGCCUCCUUCUGAAGGCCAAGCAAAAGCUAAUGGUGAACACAAUGGACCAGUGAACGGGCAGAGUGGUGCUGAAACAAAACCGGAUCCAGCAAAGGACAGUUUUCAGCAGACCAAACCAUCUGGGGAAAUGGAAGUGGACUAAAUUUUACAUUUCUCUUUCACUUAAUUAAAAUAGUGCAAGUAACCAGAGGGUCCAUUCUUCUUUUGUUUGUUACACCUUACAGAUGCUCAGUUAUUCUUAGCCAAUUUUCUGUCAUUUGCUCUUGCAGUAGUUUUGAAAGUGUUUUAUAUUGAUUACACCUCCAGUGUUCAUUUCCAUUGAUGCUGCUUAUGUGGGGCUUUAGCUGAAUGUAGAUUGUAUGUCAGUUUAAGCUUUCCCAAUAUAUUUUAUAUCAAACGUACAGAAUUGAUAUAUAUGGCAACGAUCUACCUUAUUUAAAGCUUUUAUUGUGGAUAAACCUCAGCUCCUUUAUUCAGGAAAGGACACUGUAUUGCACUAUUGAUGCUGAAGUGUAGAUCUAAUUGCAUCUUUAUUUUGGAAAAAUAUUGGAAUUGAAGUGGCAUAAACAUUGUCACUUAAAGCACUGACCUUUUUCUAGUUAUUGUACUGUUAUAAUUUAAAUAUUAAAUUAGAGUUUAGCUGGCAUACUAGUCCGUCUUGUUGAUGUACCAUGAGAACUGUUCAGUCUUUCUAUAAACGGAGCAUAUAAAAUUAGAAAAGAUUUCUUAAUUUUUAGAGUCUUGUCACGAACAUAAUUUUAGUUGUAAUCAAUACUAGUCAAAUGGCUUUGCCAUUUGCUAAAAUUCAAACUAAUGGUUUCUUCACACUUGUCUUGUACAUAACCUACCUGUUCUCUUGAUAAACUGCUGUAAAAGUUACUGUAGUAUGAGAAGGUAAAGUUUUUGAGGACUGUUUAGAUGGGUCUCGCUUCCAAACGUCCCUUUAUUGCACAUUCCUCCUGAUUUUACUGGCUUGUUUCAUACUGAAUGAAACCUAAACUUGUUUCUUAUCAACCAGCACAUCUCUCACAUUUACAGCAGAGAAAUAAUGAAAAUAGAAUAUGGGAACAAACUGGCCUUCAGCUUACUUAAUACUGAGGUCAGGUUUAAAGUUUAUGGUUUGGGGUUUGAAACCUUUUUAAACAGGCAAAGACACCACACAAACGGUACAAGUGCUGUAGCUUCUGGCAUAUCCUAUCAGCUGCAGAAGUAAUGAGGUAACAUGACAUGCUACAAAAUACCUGUUUGACAUAAAACCAAGGUAUGUAAAUGUAUAUAACUAGUAAAACUACACCCUUGUCAUAUACUAGUAAAAGGCAAAUGUGAGAGGAUGACUAUUUAAAAAAAAAAAAAAAAAAAAAGCAAACAAUAUGGAAUCAAACAAAACACUUGUAAUAAUGAGAGAAACCAUGCCUGUUAAAUUAGGGCAAUCAAUUCUUUAGCUUUGAAAGUUUGUUCUGUAGACUUUUACCUGUUUAGUAAAUAGAUCUCUUACAUUAAAUUCCUAACUUAGUUUCAAAAGUAUUGUAAUUGAAAAUGAAAUAGGAGUAAUAUAUUUUGUAUCAACACUUGAAUCCAUCCCCUUAAAUUGUUAAAAGUUCCAGCCAUAACUUGGGUCCAGUUUGUGACGUUACUACAUAGUCACUGCCAUUUGUGGUAGUUAAAUAUUCAUGGAACCUGAGGUUUAUGUAGCACUUCCUAAACCAAUACCAGUAGAAGGAGUUUUCCAUAAGGAGCAUUAAAUUCUCCUGACUUCCAAAUCCUUGCUGUCCCAGUACUGAGCUGCCUUUACACAGAGAGGUUGUUCCAUUAAUGACUAAUGUUCAUUCCAUUAAUGACUAAGAUCAGACACGUGUUACUUUGACCCAACUCUUUGCCACCUCAUCCCAUUGUUUUAUCCUGAAUUCCAAACGUAAGUUAUGGCACUUUUUAUUCUGCAGGUUGUUGUGGAUUGGAUACUGGCAAAAAUGUAAAUGAAUGUCAUGUCCUGGCUGCAGUUUUAAUUUCCUAGUUCUUACAUUCCUUGGGAUAAUGAAUUAUGCACAUCAAGAUUUGCUAUACUAUGUAACUGAUUGUAAUUCUCUUUCAGGGGGACUAAAAAUCCUAUAAAUAUUGACUCUGCUCAGAAUAAAUGUUGAACAGAGCAAAAGAACAAUCUCCAAGCUAAAAAUAUUAAUGUGCAUGCCAUCUGCUAAAUUUGGAGAUGUAAUAAAUGUUGAUAUAAUACAAAAAGCUGAAAAUUUAUUAUAUAGCUUGCAUUUCAGAGAUGUACACAUCUUGUUUGCUAAAAAAAGGUAAUACUAAGAAAACUGAAUCAUGUAAAUAUUUUAUGAAGGGUAAUUGACCCAGACUUAGAAGUGGAACCCCAUCAUUAAAGGGGGAUGGUAAUAGAUUUUGUUAACUGUCUUGGACUUUGUUCAUGUAGCUUUAAACAGCAAAAUAUUUUCCCCAAUCAUUUUGCUGAGGAGAGAAUUUUAUAUAGUAGAAAAUAAAGUCUAGUUCUUGUUAUGAAAGAGCUACCAUCCUUCUUGCUUUCAAGAUGGCAAAUGUUUGACUGCAUAGACACUCCAGUCCUGUACUUAAAAAAAAAAAAUCCAGCAUGGUCUUAAUACAAUAGUGGUGACAACAGUUGGUGCAUUCCAAAUUGCUGGUGAGAAAGUGUUCAUAAAUCAUGAACUGGUUAUUGCUAUUAACAUUUAUUAUCUGAUAUAUCACUACAUUUUAAUUUUGAUUAUAGUAAUAAAAUUAAUCAAGGAAAUAAAUUCACUUAAAAAAUGCCUACUAAGAGUAGUACUGGGUGGUUUCUGCCUUAGCCAUAAAUAUUUGAUAAAAUACUGAAUGUUAUAGCAUUAAAAUUUGGAGACAGAUUUUAUGCAAAAAAAAAGGCUGAAUUAUCUAAGGACAAUUAAACAUGUGAAGUGUUGCAUUCAAAACUUAGACAUUUUCCAAAUUCAGUGAUAGGCAGAAUGUUCAAAUAAUUUUUCUUGUCAGUUUAAUGUAAAAGUCUGUCCCCUGGUGUCUGUCAAUGCUGAUAAAACUUCUAAACCAAUUCUGCGAGUAUAGAUUUAAUUUUUGCCAGUAAAAUCAUUAUUCCCUUGGAUACUGAUAGUGUUUAACUAACGUUGCUGUGACUAGUCUUAAAGCAAAAAUCUUUCUUUCUGGAUUUCUUUGUACUUGUACUCUUGUCAUAGACAAUGUGGUAUAUCAUUAGGGUGGUGCAUUUUUCUGAACAAACAGUUACGUUUGUUAAUUUAUAGUCUAAUAUUUAAGACACAAAUGCAGAAGUGUGAUGACCACCUUGUAUUUUUUUUGUUUUUCCAGGUAUGUAUCUGAUCUCCUCCUUAAAAAAUUUGAGUGCUUUCAUUUGAGGGAAGAGGCAGUUGUAGCUACCUAUGAAUGGUAUGAUUUUUCUAGAUUCAGUGAAAGCUAUCUUUCAUUGUUGGGGCCUUCAGUGGUCAAGGUCUUGGUUAAAGAGCUUUGGGUAUUAAGUUAGGUAUAUACAAUAAUAACUUAGUUUUCUUUUAUUGCUGUUUUAUUGUAGCCAACUAUGAACAGCAGAAACUAUAAUAUUCUGGGAGGCAGAAUUCCUGGUCCUGUAUUGAACUGAUCAAAGAAAUCAGAAGCUUUGUUGUAAAAUUUAUUAUGGAGUUACUGACAUAGUUACUUAAUUGAUUAUUUUAAUUUUGAAUUAUUUCUUUACCAAAUUUCAUAUUGCAUCAGAUUUUGAAGGUACUCUGCACUGAUAAGAUCUUUAAAAAAAAAUUUUUAACUCUUACGUAAAAGAAUUUCAUGCUUACUGAAUCUGUUUUGCAGACUACUUUUUAUAGAAAUAUUUAUAAAUAAAUGGAUUCAGAACUAACUCUUUAAAAUCAAUUUUUAACUCAAUUAAGCUGGCAAAGCUAAUCAGAAGGUAGCUGAAUACACUACCCUUCUCAUUUUUUUUUCUUUGUAAACUGAAUUUGGCACCCACCAGUCACAAGGGACUAACAAGAAUUAAAGAGCCCUUCUUCUUCUCCCCUUUACAUAUCCUCUUAAAUGGCAACAAAUAUUGUCCUUCAAUGUAGACUUGUAAAUUACAGCAGGAAACUAGGGCCCAGAUCCUUCAAAGGGUAUUGGAUUACCAUCUUCCACAUAAAUUUAGGAAUUGAGUUGCCUGGUCUGAGUCUAAGUGUUCUCUAGACACCCAAAUAUGCUGCUGCUAUUUGUGACACCAGAUUUGAAGCUUAGUUGCAGAUAUUUGUGGCUUGCUAAAUCCUUGGGUACCACUGCUACAGGUUAGUGCAAAGAAUGGGUUUUGCUAGGUUCACUAAAAAGUGGGCGUUGCUAAAUCUGGAUCUUAGCUUUCUUGCUGUGGCCAUUUACAUUGCUCUUGCAGACCAUUGGGUUAAACCAUUAAUCUUAGUUCUCAGUUUCAUGAGUUUUUUACUGCAAGCUCUUUUUCCUAAUAGUGCUCUUUUUUCCACCUAUUUGUUAUACUUGAUAUCCUCUAUUUGAAUUUAUGAAUCUAGCUCAAAUAUUGCAUAUUAUUGCAAUAUUGCACUCCCUCUUUUCCUACUGUAUAGAAAUCAUGUGAACAAUGUCCUCUUCUCUUGGAUUGGAAAAAAUGCCUGGUCUGCCUUGAGACCCAUUUUCUCUCUUUCCCCACCCCCUCCAUUCCCUGUACAAAAGUAUUCCUUCAUUUAUAUUCACAAACCUCUUUCCAACCCUAUUAUGGGUGCCAUGAAUUUACAGUUUUACAAAUCUUGAAUUUGUGCACUGCCCUGCCUCCAUUUCUUUCACAGAUUACUCAGCCUUAACUGUAAUUGUCUAAAAGGGGUUAGGGUUUAUGAAAGGCAGUUUGUUGAUUGUUUUGGAGAACCAGCAUCUUCCAUUGGGUUGCUGCUUAAUUUCAUUUGCAGCAACAGACAAUGGUCAGGGUUGCUGUAAUGCUUGUUCUUCAUCAGGGCUUCUUCUAGAUGGCCUCCAAAAAAUGCCACUAAUGAAUCGAUCCUUUACCUGAAUUUCUACAAACACUUCAGAGGAAAUAAGUUGAUUUUUUUUAAAUUUUCCACUACUUGAAGCUUUCCUUUAUUAUCUUUGUCCACACAUUGUUACUGCCUUUUUCCUUUGACAAUAAGUUCUACUUCAUUCCUCUGUAAACUUUGACUUGUGUUUGAGCAUGAUAGACUCCUGUUCACAGUCUUUAUUCUGUGCUUUGUUCUGCUUGUGAGACUUAAGGGAAUUCUCUACUUUAAAUGGCUGUCAAUCCACUCUUAAAGAAGUAAUCUGUUUUAGUUACAGACUGAAGGCAAUAUCUGGCAGUUGCUAAUGGAAGCUUCUUUCUAUGCUGCUCCACAGCCUUAAUGUGGCUCAAACCAAGCCAGAGGAAUUUUGCUACUACUAUUCUGGUUCCUUUCUGAAAGAGUGUUAUGCUUCAAAAUUGAAAAUGGAAAAACCUUUACAGAAUAUGAGAAUAUUAAACCCUGUUAUAAAUAGUGGAAAUAUGUUGAAUAUUAAGAACUUUAAAAUUAAGUUAUCUUCAAUGCCUUUCCAAAAUAAAUUUCUUCCUUUAGGCUCAUGAGGCAAUGACUUAAAGCAACUGAGUUAGAAGAAUAUUUGAUGUUUUUUUACCGAGCAAUUAAACAACGCAAACCUUCCUCUUACUUUGUGUCUAAUCAUCUUUAGUUUCAAGUAAAAUAACAAAUUAGGAUAACUUCUGAUGAUUAAAUAGGAAUUAGACUGCCUCAUGAGUCACUUAUUCUAAAGCUUGAGUUUUUUGUUUAAAGUCAGUUUUACCCAAUGUAAACUAGAAAUAUUUUUUUUUUCUCUUGCUUUAGUUUGGUUUUGGGUUUAUCAAGCAUAAAAUGGUGUUAUGCAGGAUUCAUUGCAAAGAAUGCAUUUUUUUAAUUCAGAAUUCAGUUUGACCUAAGUACAUCAGCUAUCCACAUUUAAGAGCUCAAAAGGUGUAAUUAAGUGUGGUUUAUUACAAGGUGAUAGUCAUUGAAUGUUGCAUAUUUGGAAUGCUGGUUUUGUUUACAUAUUUUAAACAUAUCUCAAUGGGACAGGGAAUGUGUUUAAACUUGAAGACUUACAGCAGUGUUAAAGUAUGCAAAAUGUUUAUGUAUGUAUGUAAAUGGCAUUCUUAGUGACAGAUCAUGUGCAGAUUGACAAUACUUUAGUUUAUUUUUGAAUGGCAAUGCAGAUUGCCAACGGCAAUGGUUGUGUAUAAUUAUAAUAAAUCUAUAUAUAAAUAUGCUACUUGAACCAUAAA
Messenger RNA from Alligator mississippiensis (American alligator), 8736 nucleotides. It is a transcript of the gene HSPA4L, whose product is annotated as heat shock protein family A (Hsp70) member 4 like. Lineage: Eukaryota; Metazoa; Chordata; Crocodylia; Alligatoridae. Gene Ontology annotation, cellular component: cytosol; nucleus. Gene Ontology annotation, molecular function: ATP-dependent protein folding chaperone; ATP binding. Gene Ontology annotation, biological process: protein folding. The transcript is spliced from 19 exons. The coding region runs from base 94 to 2628 and encodes 844 amino acids. The record is from RefSeq and is a predicted model, not a curated record.